Molecule: messenger RNA, 2232 nt
Organism: Penicillium atrosanguineum
Lineage: Eukaryota; Fungi; Ascomycota; Eurotiomycetes; Eurotiales; Aspergillaceae
Product: transcription factor domain-containing protein
Exons: 2
Coding region: 1-2232 (743 amino acids)
Biological process (GO): DNA-templated transcription
Molecular function (GO): zinc ion binding; DNA binding
Source: RefSeq, a predicted model, not a curated record
AUGUCUUUCUCUCCUUCUAGCAACGCGCUGGCGCUGAAGCGCAAAUUGCAGCAAGCGGAGCCUGCGGCCAAGCGACAUCAUCUCCAAGGCUACGACCCGCAGGCUCCAUGGCUAUCAGAGACGAAAUCGCCAAAUGGCUGGCGUACCCUUGGCAACCGGGCCGUUCAGAACUCGCUGCCCCUGGCUAAUAUGGUCUCUGCCGUUCAGGAUCUGAUCGACCCAGACUUUGAUCCGUUGACUGCUCUGUUGGAUGAGGAGCCCCGAUUUUUGAAGCCGCUGCCAGAUCGCAUAUGCCCGGAAGAUCUGGAGUUCUUGCGUUUCCGCGGGGCGCUUUCGAUCCCAGAGAUUGGUCUGCGCAAUGAGCUGCUGCGGUCAUAUGUUCAGUGGGUACACAGUUUCAUGCCUGUGUUGAAUCUGCAGGAGUUUUUGCGAUGCGUGGCGGAGAAUGAUCCAAACGGAAACGUCAGCGUUCUUCUUUUCCAGGCGGUGAUGUUUGUUGGGACGGCUUUUAUCGACCUGAAGCACUUGCAAGCCGCGGGGUACUCGACGAGGAAAAGUGCGCGAAAUGCCUUCUUCACUCGAUUAAGACUUCUUUACUCCCUUGAAUGUGAAGAGGAUCGUAUUGUUAUUCUCCAAACGCUUUUAUUGAUGACCUACUGGUCCGACCCCGAAAACAGCCCGCAGCGAGACAUAUGGGACUGGAUUGGAGUUUGCAAUACGCAAGCACACUCUAUCGGUCUAAAUACAGACCCCGCCUCGAUUGAUUUGGAUAUUCGGACUCGACGAUUACGAAGUCGCAUCUGGUGGUGCUUGUACUCCCGAGACCGUCUGAUCGCCAUGGGGAUGCGACGCCCGCUACAAGUGAACGAGGGGACAAGCAACGUACCAAUGUUAAGGAUGGAGGAUUUUGACUUCGAGCCGUUUUGCUCUUCUGCAGUGGCUCUCUUCCGCUGUCGACAGCUAGAAGAUGUGUCGCAUCAGAAGCGCCUGGCAACCAUGUUCAUCGAGAAAGCGAAGCUUUGUCAGUGCAUUGGUCGAGUACUAUUUGCACAGUAUGCACCAUCACAGCGUCAGCUCGGAGCCACUGACCGCACCACUGUGACUUUGGUUCCUCGUCAAGCCUCCGAGUCUGAGUUCACACGAUGCACUCAGAAACUGGACUCGUGGCUGAGUGGUCUUCCGAAAGAUGCCCAGUUUAUCCCGCAAUCGAAAGACAACUUCCGCGAUGGUGAGGAUGUGCUACUUCUCCACGGCGCCAUGCUUCGCAUGCUCUUCCAUGCGACUACAAGCGCACUGCACAGACCCUGGGCAGCUGCCUCGAAAGACCAGUCCAAAUCUCGUGUUGAGAUGCGCAAUACGGCCCGCACUAAGAUGCAAGACGCCGCCGCCGGCAUUACACAUAUCAUCCAAGGCCUCAACCAGCUUAACCUUACACGAUUCCUCCCCCAAUCCGGCGUGACAGUAAUUCUCCCAGCCGCCGUCGCCCACCUCUCAAACUCCAUGUCUGACAAUCCCGCCAUCCGUGAAAGCAGCAUCUCCAACUUCCAUCGCUGCAUCCAAGUCCUCCACUGUCUAAAAGAUAUCUACCCAGCCGCCAACAUCGAAUUCGCCAACCUCGAAGCCGCAACCAAAGCCCAAUCCGCCAACUGCAGCUCCAACACAUUCUUCCAGAUAAUGCAAUACAACUUCGCACCGCCCACACCACCCACAAACCCCAACCCCCGAAGACCAAGCGCAGACCCCAUCGCCUCACCCCGUCCCCGAGCACAAUCCCAAUCCACAAUACCCAACCAUGAGCACCAACUCCACCGCAAACAAAGCACGCAUGGAAGCCCCUCAAACUCAAACCCACCUCGCCGCUCCUUCCCAAACGACUUCGACGACCAUUUCGCCGAAACAACAUCCCCCGAAAACCCAUUCAACUUCUUCACCAUCGACUUCGACACUUUCCCCAUUAUGUCCAAUACCACGGAGCCACCCCUCUCACCCUCACACGAUCUAGAUGGCAUCGACUGGACACAGGCAUUAUUCCGAGGAAAUCUCCCAGAGCUCGAUAAGGAUUCUCCUUUCGAGAGGAAAAACAACACGCAGCAGGAACAGGAGCAGGAGCAGGAUCUCUUUGCUUUUGCCUUGAAGGAUGAUGAUGGGAUGAGGUCUGCCACGGCGCAUCAUGAUAUCACCGGUGAUUUGGAUCGCGAUUUGGGGUUUCAGACUGGGGAUGAGGGAUUUUAG